GAGCGCACAACUAUCACUCCUGCAUCAGUACACCAUCACUCUCAUCAGCACCUCUCCGGCGACUAUUACGCCUCUAUGUGACUGUGGCGCACGAAAGGGGAUAAACUUGAGUGGAGUGUUCACCAAAAAAAACAAAAAAAAAAACAACAUCAGCCCGGUGUCUCUUUGGGGGAAUUACGCACUUUUUUAUGACUUUCUCCUCUGUGUGUAGGGCUCAGAGAUGAGACGUGGUGAGAUCAUGGAAGGUUGGACCACAUCGCUAUUGCGCAAGAUGUGUUUUCUGAGCCGGGUCCGGAGGGCUGGUACUCUGUCUCGGCAGUAGUCCUCUUCGGCCCCGCGUCAGUAUACUUGAACGUGGACUCUGGGAACUGGACAAGGGGCGAAGAAGGAGUGAGUUGAAACAAAAUCAGAAGAGAGGGAGCAGAAAGUGGCAAAGCGCUCCACUAUCUCGCCUGGAUCCUUUACAAUAUCCUGUGAUCAUGCCAUCGUGGUUAUAGAUUCGGGGGGCUUCUUCUGUUUGAGGUGAGGAGAAGGAGAAGCAGGAGGAAUAGGUAGAAGAAGGAGGAGGAGGAUGGCUGAGCAGUGACUGGAUGCAGCCAUGGCCUGUGCACCCUGUUCAUAGAGGAGCUGCUGAGGGGAAAAGAGAUCAGAGAAGACAGAGACGACCAACAGGAUGAAACUGUGGGGGAGGUCAGCUUGGCCUUUGCAGGUGGCCUUCCUCGUUGCCUUUCUGAUGCUCUGCGUUGACCCGUUGUCUGCUGGCAGCCGUAACCAUCGGGGAUCGACAGUCUCGUACCAGGUGAAGCAGGGGACGUGUGAGGUGGUGGCUAACCAUCGCUGCUGUAACAAGAAUAAGAUUGAGGAGCGCUCUCAAACCGUCAAGUGUUCCUGUUUUCCUGGGCAGGUUGCUGGCACCACCAACGCCAGACCCUCCUGUGUGGAAGCCUCCAUAGUAGCCCAAAAGUGGUGGUGCCAGAUGCAGCCGUGUAUGGACGGAGAGGAGUGUAAGGUGCUGCCUGACCUGACCGGCUGGUCCUGCAGCACUGGCAACAAAGUAAAGACCACAAAGGUCACACGAUAGCAAGAGAGCCAGCGAGGCACAAGGAAACCUGAAACUCUCCAUGUGGAAGAGAUGGAUGACUCACACAUAUUUACUGUACAGUGGGAAAAAUAUCAAGGAAAAGGACCGCUGUCAGGCCAUCCAUCACAAAACAAUGGAAUAAAAAAGAAUGCACUCUUCACAAACUAUGUUCACUUGGCUAAGUGGAGCGACACAUAAAGCAUACACAGAAUGCUUGUUUGUGAGACCAACGGCCUACAAUCAUGGACAUCCAGGGUACAUCUGGACUCUAAUGUACUCAUAUUUAUAAAUGAUGGACAGAGUAUGGAAUGAUCAGGGGUCGAUUUCAAACACAGAAUUAGCAUUUUUAAGAAUAUAUUUCAACAAAGCGUUUGUGGAUGAGUGUCAGAUGUGCUGUAUUCCACAGCUCAAACCUGUUGUCUAUGUAGAGCUUCUACUGGAGAUACUUAAGAGAUGAUCUGGGAGAAAUGAAAGCGAUAGCAGUCGAUAACUAGCAAAUAGCAAAUUAGCAUCAAAAUUGCUCUUGUGGGUCAAGUCACAAACAUAAAGACUGUUUUGCGUGGCUCAUUUUGCAGUUCUAAUUAGGAAUUUCAGUGUAAGAACAUAACAGCAUAUUAAAAAUUCAUGUAAGAUAUUUGCACUAGCUGAAACCGUUUGGGAAUGUUUUGUUUUUCUAGAUAUCUCUCAUCCUUUGCUGUGGAUGUCACAUGAAAUUGAAGGUGGAGCAUUUUGUUGAAUGUCUGACACUUGAAGUAGAUGAAAAAGAAAAAAUCAUUCUCCAUUUGCCCUGAUUAGGUAUUGGUCAAAAUAGCUCAUAGAAUCGAGCCAUGCUUACAUACAGCUUGGAACAAUAUGAAGUAGCAAAAUGUGACUCACCCGACUCCUUUCCUUUCCUUUUUGUCCAGAAGACUUUUUCCAAUAUCAGCCUUCAAAGUUAGAUAUCUCAGAUCUCACAUAUUCAGACUGUGACAUCUCUUAUGUUCACUAAAAGGAGGCCCAUAAAAUGUUCAAACAAG
Molecule: messenger RNA, 2097 nt
Organism: Labrus bergylta (ballan wrasse)
Lineage: Eukaryota; Metazoa; Chordata; Actinopteri; Labriformes; Labridae
Gene: tafa4b
Product: TAFA chemokine like family member 4b
Molecular function (GO): receptor ligand activity
Source: RefSeq, a predicted model, not a curated record